Molecule: messenger RNA, 3417 nt
Organism: Vidua chalybeata
Lineage: Eukaryota; Metazoa; Chordata; Aves; Passeriformes; Viduidae
Product: zinc finger and BTB domain-containing protein 8A-like
Exons: 4
Coding region: 223-1674 (483 amino acids)
Biological process (GO): regulation of transcription by RNA polymerase II
Molecular function (GO): RNA polymerase II cis-regulatory region sequence-specific DNA binding; DNA-binding transcription factor activity, RNA polymerase II-specific; protein binding
Source: RefSeq, a predicted model, not a curated record
UCGGGCGUCUCUGUCCAACGCCCACGUCAGCAAAUACCUUUUGUUUCUCUCCCGUUCGGGCUUGCAGGGCUCGGGGCUGCGGGAGCAGCGGCGCGUCGCCUGGAGGCACGGCGAGCCCCGAGGCGGAGCCGGGGAUCCCGCAGCCACCGCCCGCUCCCCCCGGCUCGGCGGCAGCCGCCCGCAGCACCCCGCCGCAAACCUUCCUCUUCCUCCCCGCCUGGAAUGGAGAUUUCUUCCCACCAGUCUCACCUCCUGGAGCAGCUGAACGAGCAGCGGAAGCAGGACUUGUUCUGUGACUGCAACAUCCUGGUGGAGGGCAAGGUCUUCAAAGCCCAUCGCAAUGUGCUGUUUGCCAGCAGUGGCUACUUCAAAAUGCUCCUUUCACAGAGCUCGAAGGAGACGAGUCAGCCAACCAUAGCCACGUUUGAGGUCUUCUCUCCAGAGACGUUCAUGGUCAUCCUGGACUUUGUGUAUUCAGGGAUAUUGUCUUUAACGGGUCAGAAUGUGAUCGAAGUCAUGUCAGCUGCCAGCUAUCUGCAGAUGACAGAUAUCCUCAAUGUCUGCAAGACCUUCAUUAAGUCCUCACUGGAUAUUAAUGAAAAGGAAAAGGAUCAUUACCUCAGCCUCUCGGCCAAAAGUGUGAGCACUGAACCCACCCCUGCCCGCCCGGCUCUUUAUCGCUCCAGAAGGAAAGCAAAGAGCAACCCCCGGCGUUCCUACUCGAUCCCAGAUGAAAAACCCAACGGGAAUGAAAACUCCUGGAGCAGUUACAGCAGCUACCUGUCCUCACAGGUGAUCCUGCAGCGGGCAGAGACCCAGCUGUCCAAAAGAGGCAGGAAACAGGGCUCCACGAGGAAGCGCCGCAAGCACCUGGGGCUGUCGCAGAGCCGGGAGCUGGGAGGGUGCAAAUCGGACAGAGCGGAGCGAGCCGGAGCCUCGGAUCCCGCUCACAUCUCCCACGGGGGAGAGGAGGCCGAGUUUGAUGCCGAGAACGACGUGGAUCGGGAUGAUUUUGGAUAUCAUGCCGGAGCAGAGGCCACAGCCAAGAGGUGGUCGGUUGCUCAGCUAGAACAAGAACUUUCCAGAACUCCUGAGUUCAUGGAGUUAAAGGCAGAAGAACUGUACACCUCAAUGCCCACAAUUUUAGGGGUAAUGAGUAGCUGGAAUGAAGGUGACCUGCCCCGGAUGCGUUUCAAGUGCCCGUUCUGCACCCACACGGUGAAGCGCCGCGCGGACCUGAAGCGCCACCUGCGGUGUCACACCGGGGAGCGGCCCUACCCCUGCGAGGCCUGCGGCAAGAGGUUCACCCGCCUGGAGCACCUCCGCAACCACUUCCAAACGAUACACCAAGCUGGCAAACUGAUCUGCAGGAAGUGCAAGCGCCACGUCACGGAGCUGACGGGCUGCGUGGUGCAGCAAGGGACGCGGCGCUACAGACUGUGCCACAAGUGCUUGGCAGAAGCCAAUUUCGACAGCAUCCCCGAGGAUUUCAAUGCAUCUGAACAUUCUCCUGUCUCCUCCACGGGAAACAAACGCCCCAAAUGGGCUUUGGAGGAGGAGCAGAAGUCAGAUGAAGAGACAGUGGAGGAGGAGCCCUAUAAUUUGGUUGUCCGACACAAUAAUGAUGAUAAUCCGGAUGAGGUAAAGGAAAAGGUGAAGCCAAAUCUUAGGUAGAUCUUUGUGUCUUUGUUAUUGUUGUGUUCAAGAUUAAAUUACUUGUGUCCUACCAACUAAUGCUGGUAUACUGCUUUUCAUAAAAUGAAGUAUCGCUAAAAUUCUGUUCUGAGAAGGAAAUUUUGGACCAAAACAAGUUGUUUUGCAGACAUGGAAUGGUGUAACUGCUUCUAAAUGUCAUCCAGAAAGUACUGAGCAUCAUAAAAUAGCCUGAGUUGAAAGGGACCCACAAGGAACAUUGAAAUCCAGCUGCUCACUUAUUAUCUGGAAACUGUUUAGGACAAUUGGUUUAUAUUUCAUCAAAAACUUGCUCAGAGCUCCUGCUCGUUGUGGAAGUAUGAACCAGUUUACAGUUCUACAAAGGUUCUGUAUGAUACAGAUUUUUAAAGACCAAAUAUUGCUAAUUUGCUUUGGAAAAACUCUUACUGAGGUGAGCAGCUGAGAAAUGUUAAACCACUUUUAUUUUUUGCUGAUAUUGUAAUUAAUUUGUACAUAACACAUCAGAAACUUCCUAAGAAAGGAGCGAGGGAAACAAGUGGAGUUCUUCCUGUUGAAGAACCUUUUUACCAGAGCUUUGUUUUCUCAGUGUACUUCCAGCUUCUUAUAGUUGAGAAAAGCAUGAUUUAGGAACUCCCACAGCCAGAGUAGAGUAGGUGACCAGAGCAUCUGUAGUGCACUUGGAUAGUAUGAAUUUGCCUUUUUUUUUUUUUUUUUUUUGUACUGUGAAUUUUAUAGAAAGAUACACCAACGUGGUUCCAAGGAAAUAAAAAGUGCAAUCACUGGAAGUGCAGUUGUCAGGUUUUUUUCCAUUUUUUCCCCAGGAUUGAUGCAAGAUUUGCUUAAACCCAUCUAACUUACUCUAGGAAUAAAGAAGCCAAGUCCCUUGAAUUUCAGUGGGACAUUUGUGAUCAGAGCUUAAGAUCAUGGAGCUACUUUAGAAAGGCUCUCCUGCUCGUAUAACUUUAGGGUGCUUGACAGUAUAAAAACAUUUUUAAUAGCACAAUUUCCCUCAGAGGUUAAGCAACUCUUGUGGUUCUGGAGUCUCUUAAGCUUUUUUUAGUCGUAUUUAUUUCCCCAGUCACUUGAAUCAGAGUGCACUUGCACUUGGUAGAGAAACUAAAAAUGCUCACUAUUAAAUUAUUAAAAAAGAAAAGCUCAAGGAGUGCACAAAGAAACCUUCUGCCUGAGAGCAGAGAAUGGCAUUCCCAGUGGGUACUCCUGAUAAAGAGCCACUCUUUGGUCUCAUGUCUCAUUUGAUGCUGUGUUUCCCUUCCCGUUAGCAGCAUCUGUAGUGUGAGGUUCCUGCCAAGAAAGCAGAAAAUUCCCCACAGAGAAUUUGAGAACAGCCACGUUGAUGCACAUCCAGGUUCUGCCUCCAACAGCUGCCAUUAAACUCAGCAAAAGGGAGAAUGGGGCAAGCUCCUGUAAUAAUUCCUUAAUGCUCUCCCAGUCUCCAGCCUUUUUCAGCUCUCCUUGAGAUUUGUACAUUUAGUAACCACCAAUGCAGGUCUUUUCCAAGGAGUUCACCACUCUACCCUUGAACUUCCUACAUCUGCAGGAUCUUCUGGCACCCCCAGAAAGGUUUGCAGUCUAAGGGUGUUUUUUAAUGACCCACUUUCAUGGGUCCUGUAAAAGCCCUGGGAGAGCAGCACUGUGAGCUGAAACUUGCCACUGCCACAGCUGUGCAAAUGGAACAAGGUGGAUUUAAGGCCUGUUUUAUAGUAAGUACUUAAUAAAUAUUGA